AUGAUCAGCACGAUGAUGGACAAGAUCGUCAGCACAAUAACGAGCGAUACCGUCAGCAUGACGACGAGCAAGAUCGUCACAAAGAUGUCGAUCAAGAUGGUCAGCGCGAUGAUGGGCAAGAUCAUCAGCACGGUGACGAGCAAGAUCAUCAGCACGAUAACGAGCAAUUCCGUCAGCAACAUUAUAAGCAUGACCGUCAGCUCGGCGACAAAUGAUUUUAAUUGGUUGGAAAGCCUCAUCGUGAAUACCGAUGGAAUUCUCAUCGGUUACAACAUUGCAGUUCAUGAUAGUCUUGCAAUUCCUUCUGCUUCAACAAAUACAACUGAUGUUGAUGCUCUUCUUUCCGCUAGCACUCUUGUCACUGCUUCUUUUACUCGAUCAACAACUGCUGUUUGUCAUACUACUUGUGCUACAACUGUUACUGCUGCUUCCAUUACUGAUUCUCAUAGUUCGACAACUACAACUACUGGUGCUGCAACUGCUACUGCUAUUAGCACUACUGUUUCUCCUAAUUCUUCAACUUCAAAUACUGGUGCUACAAUUGCUACUGCUGCUAUCACUACUGAUUUUUCUGGUUCUCCAUCUACGACUACUGGUGCUGCAACUGCUACUGCUGUUAGCAACACUGUUUCUUCUAGUUCUUUAACUACAAAUACUACUCCUGCAACUGCUACUGCUGCUACCACUACUGAUUUGCCUGGUUCUUCAUCUACAAAUACUACUCCUGCAACUGCUACUGCUGCUACCACUACUGUUUCUGCUACUUCAUCAACUACGACUACUGGCGUUGCUACUGCUGUUAGCACUAGUGUUUUUCCUGGUUAUUUGACUACAACUACUGGUGCUGCAAGUGCUAGUGGAACUAACAUUACUGUUAUUCCUAGUUCUACUACAAUGACAGUUGCUACUACUGAUGUUGCUCUCGGGGGAGAAACCCAACUCCUACCGAGCGCGUCCCCGGGUGGCGGAUAG
Microplitis mediator is the source of this 972-nucleotide messenger RNA. RefSeq lists its product as uncharacterized. Lineage: Eukaryota; Metazoa; Arthropoda; Insecta; Hymenoptera; Braconidae. Bases 1 to 972 code for a protein of 323 amino acids. The record is from RefSeq and is a predicted model, not a curated record. The transcript is spliced from 2 exons.